Molecule: messenger RNA, 3253 nt
Organism: Cryptomeria japonica (Japanese cedar)
Lineage: Eukaryota; Viridiplantae; Streptophyta; Pinopsida; Cupressales; Cupressaceae
Product: beta-galactosidase 8
Exons: 19
Coding region: 407-2980 (857 amino acids)
Biological process (GO): carbohydrate metabolic process
Cellular component (GO): vacuole; cell wall
Molecular function (GO): beta-galactosidase activity; carbohydrate binding
Source: RefSeq, a predicted model, not a curated record
CAUUUGUAAUCGGCAUUGAUUCAAUAAAAAGAAUAAAGAAUGAGUUGAUUGCGAAAAUAGAAAAAUCAAAGUUGCAGUAAAGACAACAGUUGACCUGAAUGCAGGGGGAGUCAAGUGUUCGAUCCAGAGCAACAGUGAACUGAAGUUAUGGACUGAAUCUCCAUGUUUCUUAUUUUGAGUGAUUGAUAAAAAAAUUACGCAAUUAUUAAACUGUAGUUUGUUGAUCAAUCAGAUAAAAAUAGCUUUGAGUUCUGGUCGAGUUCUUGAUUUGUAUGUCAUUAUCAAGAAUCAAACUUAACAUUCUAUCUAAUCUUAUCCAAAAAAAUAAAUUAUCCUCUCUCGGAUUACUAUAAAUUUGAAUAGGAUUGUGAAGAAAUUCAAUCAAGUCAAUUCACAAAUUCGUUCCAUGGCGAUUCUUCGAGCUCUUUGGCCUGUGCUUUUAGUAGUGUUUUGUCUUUUUAACUCUAAUUCAGUGAAUGCCAAUACAACAGUGAGCUAUGAUGGCAGAGCUCUACUAAUUAAUGGACAACGCAAGGUUUUGAUUUCUGGAUCCAUCCAUUAUCCUAGAAGCACUCCAGGGAUGUGGCCUGACCUAAUUGCAAAGUCUAAGGCUGGUGGACUGGAUGUUAUUGAGACAUAUGUUUUCUGGAACAUGCAUGAGCCUGAGAGGCGUCAGUACAAUUUUAAGGGAAGAAAUGAUUUGGUAAGGUUUCUGAAGACAAUACAAGCGGCAGGCCUCUAUGCACACCUGCGAAUUGGUCCUUAUGCUUGUGCAGAGUGGAAUUAUGGAGGUUUUCCAGUCUGGUUGCACUCUAUACAGGGGAUUCAGAUGAGAACUGACAAUGAACCAUUUAAGAAUGAGAUGACAAUCUUCACAACAAAGAUCGUUGAAAUGAUGAAAGCAGAAAAGCUUUUCGCAUGGCAAGGAGGGCCCAUUAUCUUGGGACAAAUUGAAAAUGAGUAUGGAAAUCAAGAGAAACAUUAUGGAGAAAAGGGAAAGGCCUACAUAAAUUGGGUUGCUAAAAUGGCAGAAGCACAGAAUAUCAAUCUUCCUUGGGUGAUGUGCCAACAAGAAGAUGCUCCUGACCCUAUUAUUAAUGCAUGCAAUGGUUUCUAUUGUGAUAGCUUUGAACCAAAUUCUAUGAAAAAGCCAAAAAUGUGGACUGAGAACUGGUCUGGCUGGUUUCUAACAUUUGGAGGAAGGGUUCCCCACAGGCCUACAGAAGAUGUUGCAUUUGCAGUAGCACGGUUUUAUCAGAGAGGAGGAACAUUUCAGAACUAUUAUAUGUACCAUGGAGGAACAAACUUUGGCAGGACAGCCGGGGGGCCAUUCAUCUCCACUAGUUAUGACUAUGAUGCACCUAUUGAUGAAUAUGGGUAUAUAAGGCAGCCAAAAUGGGGACAUCUUAAAGAAUUGCACCAUGCUAUAAAGCAAUCUGAAGCUGCUCUAGUCAAUGGAGAGAUGCAUAGCAUUUCAUUUGGGCAUGACCUUCAGGCAACAGUGUAUUCUGUGAACUCUUCUGGCAUAUGUGCUGCAUUUCUCAGCAACACACACCCUAGGAAGGAUGCAACUGUACAAUUCAAUGGAAAGUCAUAUUACUUACCUGCUUGGUCUGUCAGUAUUUUGCCUGAUUGUAAGCAUGCUGUCUUCAACACUGCAAAGAUAAGUACGCAGACCUCUUCAAUGGCAAUGGAAAAGGUUGGCCUGGAAUCACUUCUUCCUGCUGAAACUGAAACCUCAAGUAGCGAUACAAAACCAUCCAUAAAUUGGUCAUGGCACAAAGAACCUAUUGGAAUUAGGAGUGGUGAAAAUUUCUCUAGCAACGGCUUGCUAGAGCAGUUGUACACAGCUAAAGAUAAAAGUGAUUUUCUAUGGUAUACAAACAGUGUACAUCUAGAUGAAGAUGAACCCUUUUUAAAGAACAAGAGUCAAGUAUAUUUGCAUGUUAAGACACGAGGGCAUGCACUCCAUGUGUUUAUCAAUGGACAAUUUGCAGGAACUCAAUGGGGAAGUUAUAACAAUACUUCGUUUACAAUGCAUAUUCCAAUCACCUUGAAAGCUGGUACAAAUGAAAUAGAUCUACUUAGUGUGACAGUUGGAUGGCAGAAUUAUGGACCAUUUUUUGAUACAUGGGAAGCAGGAAUCAAUGGUCCUGUAAUGUUGCUAGGUCUUAAAAAUGGCACAAAAGAUUUGACCUUCCAGAAGUGGAAUUACCAGAUUGGUUUAAACGGUGAACACCAACGUCUAUAUUCAAAAACAGGGGCAAACGCUGUUCAAUGGAAUUCAGGAACAUACCCUCCCAAUACUACUGCCCUGAUAUGGUACAGGACUGAGUUCAAUGCACCAAAAGGAAACAAUGCAGUGGCUUUGGACCUGACCACCAUGAGUAAAGGCCAAGCAUGGGUAAAUGGCCAUCAUAUUGGGCGCUAUUUUCCUUCAUUCAAGGCUCCUACAGAUGGGUGCUCCGAUACAUGUGAUUACAGAGGAACCUAUUCUCCAACCAACUGCGUCACCGGUUGUGGAAAAUCAUCUCAAGAAUGGUACCAUGUCCCUCGCUCCUGGCUACACCCCACAAACAAUGUAUUAGUAUUACUUGAGGAAAUUGGUGGCGACCCAUCUGGAAUUUCAUUCAGAACCAGAUAUGUGGACACUAUUUGCUCUCAUGUCUCUCAGGACGAUCCUACUGCCUAUUACUCUGUGGAGGAAUCACAUGGUGUUACAGAGCCUCCUCAUCUUAACUUACAAUGUUCUUCAGGGCAGCAUAUAUCAGCCAUAAAGUUUGCAAGCUUUGGAAACCCGAAAGGAUCUUGCGGAACAUUCUAUGAAGGUUCUUGCCAUGCAACAACGUCUUCGGACAUUAUAAGAAAGGCUUGUGUUGGCUAUGAGGAAUGUUCAAUCCCCGUUUCAGAAGCCUUAUUUGGAAAACCAUGUGAUGAUCUUGUGAAGAGUUUAGCAGUGGAGGCUAUUUGCAGCCAUUGACUCAUCAAAACUCUGAUCUGAAGAUUAUAUAGUCAUCUGAGACCAACUGGUGGCACAUUUGAUAUAAAAUCAGUGCCAAAGUACCAAAUUUUAGAUUUCAAUAUUCUUUUGACAGGUUCUUGUUUAUUCAUUUUGGGCUCUUUGAACUAUUGAGCAGCUUCGCAAGUAACAAAAUCUUUGAACUAUUGAGCAGCUUCUCAAGUAACAAAAUCUUUGAACUAUUGAGCAGCUUCUCAAGUAACUCCCUAAAUCAUUAAGUACAUUUUUGUUGGA